Molecule: messenger RNA, 2841 nt
Organism: Symbiodinium natans
Lineage: Eukaryota; Dinophyceae; Suessiales; Symbiodiniaceae
Source: the annotation of a GenBank genome assembly
AUGUUCUACGGGGCCAAGUCGUUCAAUGUGCCGAUUGGCUUUUGGAACGUUUCCGCUGUCAAAGAUAUGAACUCCAUGUUCAUGAUUACUGCGGCGUUCAAUCAAGACAUCGGAGCAUGGGAUACGUCGGCAGUACAGGACAUGAGUGCCAUGUUCUACGGGGCCAAGUCGUUCAAUGUGCCGAUUGGCUUUUGGAACGUUUCCGCUGUCAAAGAUAUGAACUCCAUGUUCUACAACGCUGCCGCGUUCAAUCAAGACAUUGGUUCAUGGGAUACACCGGCAGCACGGGACAUGAGUUUCAUGUUCUACGGGGCCAAGUCGUUCAAUGUGCCGAUUGGCUUUUGGAACGUUUCCGCUGUCAAAGAUAUGAAGGCUAUGUUCUACAAUGCUGCCGAGUUCAAUCAAGACAUCGGGUCAUGGGAUACAUCGGCAGUAGGGAACAUGAGUUUCAUGUUCUACGGGGCCAAGUCGUUCAAUGUGCCGAUUGGCUUUUGGAACGUUUCCGCUGUCAAAGAUAUGAACUCCAUGUUCUACAAUGCUGGGGAGUUCAAUCAAGACAUUGGGUCAUGGGAUACAUCGGCAGUACAGGACAUGAGUGCCAUGUUCUACGGGGCCAAGUCGUUCAAUGUGCCGAUUGGCUUUUGGAACGUUUCCGCUGUCAAAGAUAUGAACUCCAUGUUCAUGAACACUGCGGCGUUCAAUCAAGACAUCGGAGCAUGGGAUACGUCGGCAGUGCGGGACAUGCGAGGAAUGUUCACUGGAGCUGCGUUGUUCAACAUGCCCAUCGGCUCUUGGAACGUGUCCGGCGUCACCCUUAUGACCGCCAUGUUCCUGGGUGCGAGCUCUUUUGACCAGAGCCUCGGGAUGUGGGACACGUCUUCCGUGCAGGACAUGACCAGCAUGUUUGAUGCUGCCAGGGCAUUCAACCAGCCCUUGUCCAGCUGGAACUUUUCAGGAGUUCGGGUUAGCUCGAACCUGACAAAGCCGUGGGAUGGUUCUGGCAUGACGUACUGCGUGCGCCGUCGCACUUCACAGGCACUGGGGUGCCCAGAACACCUGGAUGUCCCCACUUGGUUUUCUUUUGCGGACUGUCCUGCCUGCCCUUGUCACGACCCAACUCUCGCCUGUGUGCAAGGGACAUGCUCUCCUCUGAACUCGGGUUACAUAGACCUGGGAAAGGACAGGUGGAUAGCGGAAGGAGCCUUUGGCACGGUUUCAGGGUUCCGAGAUUGUGCGUCGACGUGCAAGGAAUCUGAGAAUUGUUCGGCCUUCUUGCUGGAAGAUUCUGGGCGCUGCUUGCUGUCUAGUAAGAUGCCUGGAAGAUCCCAGACGAAUGACCCUUUUCGGAGCCAUGAUGCCGUUCGGAGCCUGGCAUAUCUGAAGCCGUCCUGCCAGACCUUCUCUUGCCGCGCUGGCACGACACCGCGGUUGCAAGGUGCUUCGCAAGCAUCGCCGGUGACUGAAGCAAGCUGCUGCAAGUGCUCAGAUCCCGCUAAGGUACCAGAGCCUGGCCACACUGGAGAUUUGAUUUGCGUCUCGUGCCCUGAUGGUACCGAACCUCGAGCUGAACUUUGUCAGACGUGUGAUGCAGGUCGCUAUGCCAAAGCUGGGGACGAGAAAUGCAAACCCUGUGCCCCAGGACAGGUGCCCAAUGCCAACCGCAGCAAAUGCGAAAGAUGCUCUCCCGGAGAAUAUUCAGAAUCGGGUGCCUGCAAGACGUGCAAUUUACCAUUCUUCUUGGAGGACAACACGUGCAAGUGGUUCCACUUGCCCUUGACGGCCGCGGCUUUGCUGGUGCUGUGGGCUUUGCUUUGGGUUCUACGUCGGAGACACAAGAAGCAGCAGCUCCUUGAGAACCAGAAGCGUGCGGAUCGGAUCUUGCAGCAGAUGGACGAAGCCCUCUGGGAUGAACAGGAGGACACGGUCCGUGAGUUUUGUGGGCAGCUCGUCAGUGUCGGAUGGACCCCAGAUGACGCUGAACAAGCGGCCAAGGAGGUACGCGCUCGCCACAGUCAGCACGCAGGCGUCAGCCUGGUCUACUUGCUUCAAGAUUUCGUGCAGCUGGCGCAGGAGAAGUCGCGAGAAGUGGAUCCAACCUUCCUGGAGUUGAAAGACGUUUUCUGGUGCAGGGACCACAAGCUCGGCCAAGACGUCCGCUGCCCAAGGGAUGGCAAGUUGGGCUGCGCCCUGGUGGACAUGCUUCCCCCGCAGCAUCGACAGAAGCAGAACCACUUCAUGUCCUGGAGUUGGCAGUACUCGCUGUGGCAGCUGCGAAGUGCCUUGCAGAUGUGGAAGGUCCAGGCUCCACCGGGCAAUAUCUUUUUCUAUAUGUGCUUCUUCGUGAACAAUCAGUUUCGCUUGAUAGUGGAUGGAAGUCCUGCGGGCAGCGACAACUUGGAGGAGGUCUUUGAGGAAAACCUGCGGCGCAGUGGCAAAGUGGUGGCCAUCCUGGACACGUGGCACCAGCCCACGUACUUACGAAGGGUUUGGACGAUCUACGAGCAGUAUGUCGCCUGCACCAUGCAGAUGGAGGUGACGUUUGUGAUGCCUUACGAGGCCACGAGGUCUCUGUCGCAGAAGCUGUCGCUUGGGGAUGCCGGCAUCGCCGAAGUGACCCAAUCCCUUUGCGAGGUUGACGUUGCCGAAGCCGAAGCCUACGACCCGCGAGAUGAGGUGAAGGUCAAGAAGACGAUCGAACGAAGCGUCGGCUACGAGCGUGUGAAUGAACACGUGAGAUGUGCCAUGGUGCAUUGGAUCAGCAGCGUGGUCCGAGACAAAUUUCAAGACUUGGUGAAUGAGUCGUCCAAAAGAGACGCUUUAUGUGUAGAAGAAAGGGUUUAG